AUGUGGCCUGACUUGAUUAAGAAGUCAAAGGAGGGUGGAUUAGACGCAAUUGAGACCUAUGUGUUCUGGAAUGCUCAUGAACCAGUGCGUCGCCAAUAUGAUUUUACUGGCAACCUAGACCUCAUUAAGUUCAUCAAAACCGUUCAAGAUGCUGGACUAUACGUCGUUCUUCGAAUCGGUCCGUAUGUUUGUGCUGAAUGGAACUAUGGAGGACUUCCUGUUUGGCUGCACAAUUUGCCCGGCUGCAAAAUUCGAACUGCAAAUGAUGUCUUCAUGAAUGAGAUGAAAAAUUUCACUACUAUGAUUGUUGAUAUGGCCAAAAAAGAGAAGCUUUUUGCAUCUCAAGGAGGCCCAAUUAUUAUGGCUCAGAUUGAAAAUGAAUAUGGAGAUGUGGAAUGGUGGUAUGGAGAUGCUGGUAAAGCAUAUCGUGACUGGUGUGCAAAUUUUGCUGAAUCUCUUGAUGUUGGUGUUCCAUGGAUUAUGUGUCAACAAAACGAUGCCCCAGAUCCAAUGAUCAACACUUGCAAUGGCUUCUACUGCGACCAAUUUACACCCAGACCCAAUUAUCCUAAAAUGUGGACUGAAAAUUGGACAGGAUGGUUUAAGAGCUGGGGCGGCUCAGAUCCAUUCAGGACCGCUGAGGAUCUUGCUUUCGCAGUUGCAAAAUUUUUCCAAUUUGGAGGCACAUUUCAGAACUAUUACAUGUAUCAUGGUGGUACAAACUUCGGUCGAACAGCUGCUGGAUACAUCACCACUUCUUAUGAUUACAAUGCUCCUCUCGAUGAAUAUGGUACUUUGAAUCAACCAAAAUGGGGGCAUUUGAAGCAACUUCAUGAGACUUUGAAAUCCAUGGAGUACACUCUUACCCAUGGAAAUAUUACCACCGCAGAUUUGGGUAACUAUGUUUCGACCACUGUGUAUGCAACAGAAGAGUCGUCGAGUUGCUUUCUGGGCAAUUCAAAUUACAAACUUGAUGCAAACAUCACUUUCCGAGGAACCCAAUACACUGUUCCGGCGUGGUCUGUUAGUAUUCUUCCUGAUUGCAAAAUUGAAGUAUAUAAUACUGCUAAGGUUAAUACCCAAACAACAGUAAAAGUAAAAAGGCCUAACAAGGCUGAAGAUGAACCUGAGUCUCUUCAGUGGACAUGGAGGCCUGAGAACAUAGAUGAGACUAAGAUUCUUGGAAAAGGUGAAGUUGUGGUAAAUCACCUUAUGGAGCAAAAAGAGGCUGCAAAUGAUGAUAGUGAUUACCUUUGGUACAUGACAAGUCUUGAUCUCAAGAAAGAUGAUCCAAGUUGGAGUAAGAACAUUACACUAAGGAUCAAUGGAACUGGUUGCAUUCUUCAUGCUUAUGUGAAUGGAGAGCAUAUUGGUUCUGACAAUGCUGCUCGUAAUUUUGAGAGAAAUGUUACACUAAAUUAUGGAAGAAACAUUAUUUCUUUGUUGAGUGUCACAACUGGAUUUUCGAACUACGGAGGUGGAUAUGAUUUGCAACCUGCUGGAAUACUUGGUCCUAUUGUUUUGAUUGGACAGAAUGGUGACGAAACUGUGAUCAAGGAUUUGUCAGCACACAAAUGGUCAUACAAGGUUGGAUUACAUGGCUUGACAAACAAGCUAUUUAGCUCCGAGAAAGCAACGAAAUGGUCGUCUGAAAAUUUACCAGUAAACACGAUGAUGACAUGGUACAAGACAACUUUCAAAGCUCCUUUAGGAACUGACCCCGUUGUGGUGGAUUUACAAGGGUUGGGGAAGGGUGAUGCUUGGGUGAAUGGUCAUAGUAUUGGUCGAUAUUGGCCAAGUUAUUUGGCUAAGACCGACGGUUGUAGUGAUGCUUGCGACUAUCGUGGUAAAUAUGAGAGUAAAAAAUGUACUUCCAAAUGUGGCGAACCUACUCAAAGAUGGUAUCAUGUUCCGCGAUCUUUCAUGCGAGACGAUGAUGAGAACACGUUGAUCUUGUUCGAAGAAUUUGGUGGCAAUCCAUCUCUUGUAAAUUUCCAAACCAUCACAGUCGGAAGUGUUUGUGCGAAUUCAUAUGAGAAGAAUACCUUGGAAUUGGCAUGCCAAGGUCGCCCCAUUUCAGCAAUCAAAUUUGCUAGCUUUGGCAACCCUCAAGGUACUUGUGGAUCAUUCAAGAAAGGCACCUGUGAUGGCGCAAAUGCACUGUCCAUCAUUGAAAAGGAAUGCAUCGGUAAAGAAAAAUGCUCGAUCAACAUCUCCAAAGACAAAUUUGACACAACAAAUUGUGGAGAUAAUGUGAAAAGGCUUGCAGUGGAGGCCGUUUGUUAA
Messenger RNA from Rosa rugosa (rugosa rose), 2286 nucleotides. RefSeq names its product beta-galactosidase 15-like. Gene Ontology annotation, biological process: carbohydrate metabolic process. Lineage: Eukaryota; Viridiplantae; Streptophyta; Magnoliopsida; Rosales; Rosaceae. The transcript is spliced from 14 exons. Gene Ontology annotation, cellular component: cell wall; vacuole. The record is from RefSeq and is a predicted model, not a curated record. Gene Ontology annotation, molecular function: carbohydrate binding; beta-galactosidase activity. Bases 1 to 2286 code for a protein of 761 amino acids.